Messenger RNA from Lethenteron reissneri (Far Eastern brook lamprey), 1748 nucleotides. RefSeq names its product gastrokine-2-like. The record is from RefSeq and is a predicted model, not a curated record. NCBI's taxonomy places the organism in Eukaryota, Metazoa, Chordata, Hyperoartia, Petromyzontiformes, Petromyzontidae.
AGCGCCUCGUGCUUAUAAGAGGCCGUUCACGUCGCGAGACGAUGUCACAGAGGGAGCGGUGGAGCUGCUACUGUCGAAGUCACCCAAGAGCCGGCGAGAGCCACCAUGGAGAAAGGGUUUGAUUCGAUGGCUGCAUUGGACGCCCCUCCGGCGUACCCGGCCCAGUCCAGGUUCAGCCGCAAGUUCAUCAUCGUCUGCGCGUCGCUGCUGGUGCUGCUGGUCGCGGUGGUGGUGGCCGGCGUCCUGCUGGGAGUCUUCAUCGGUGGCCAGAACGCGACCGAGCUCUAUAAGGUGAUCGUGAAGGACAAAGAUGGGAAGCCCGAGGAGCAGACGGUGCAGGUGAACCCCCAAGAAAACAUCGCCACCUUCUACAUCCAGAACGGCAACGUCUCCUCCACCACGCUGCUCGACUACGGCAAGAACCUCGUGGUGAUGAGAACGAACGAGCCGGGCGAGUGCUACGUGCGGAAACUUGGCGCCGAGGAUGUCCCGUCGCUCUCCAAGCUGAGAGACAGCCUCAAGAACCUCAACGGUCAGACGGUUCAGGAGAAGGACAACCCGGAUGCCUCCUCCUUCGUUCCGGGUCCAGAAAUCUUCGACAGAUCCCUGUUCGGCCGCAGCUCCGGCCUCCUCUGCAAGGACGUCAGAACAUUCUGGCUCGUCAAGGGCAACCCGGCCACACGUGGGUGGUGGAGCAAAAUCAAGAACGCCGUUGUCAAGGUGUGCAGCAUCAUCCCCUGCUACAUUGGUGUCACCAUCCCAUUCGGUUAAUGAUGGACUCAGAGAGAUGGUUCUCUGACCAGGCCUGGCAAUGCCCCAACCACUCAGAUGCCAAUGUUCUAAUAAUCCUACCAACCACAGGCCAAUAUCCAGUGACCCUACCAUCCAGAGACCAAUUUCCAAUGACCUGACCACUCAUAAACAAGUUUCCAAUCACCCGACCACCCCAGAGACAAAUGACCAAUGACUCAUCCAUCCUGCGUAAAUAGAAGGUUGAGUCCAGAUUGAGGAGGCUAAAAUCCUGCAUGUUGGGAUGGAAAUUUCAAGUCUCAGGUGAUGAGGCAUGCAGGUGGAUUCACUUAAUGACUGGAAAGGAAUGGGUGGCAAUGGCUUCAUCAUCAACGCUAGAGAUCGACACAGAGAUCCAUAGACCCGCAGAGAGAACGAUAGACUCACAGUGAGACCCAUAGACUUGUAAAGACCCAUAGACUUACACAGAGGUCCAUAGACUUACAGAGAGACCCACAUACUUACAAAGACCCAUAUACUUACACAGAGACAUCCAUCUACGUACAAAAACCUAAAUACUUACAGACAGAAAUAGACUAACAGAGAGACCCAUAUACUUACAAAAACACAUAAACUUACACGGAGAUCCAUAGACCCACAGAGAGACCCAAUGAGAACCCUAAAUGCACUGCGAAUGGCUUCAUCGUUAGCGCUGUCUCUACCACAUGGGUGCACGCAUUAUUAUCGUUUUUUUCUCCUCACAGACUUUCUAUAUUGUUUUCCAAAUAUUAUAGGGUGGUUUAUUUUUCCAUUUCAGGAAUGCAUUAUCUGAAAACGAGUGCACGUUAUAUAUGUACUCAAUUUAAUGACCCCGUAUUUUAAUAAAGAUAUUCCAUAGAGUGAUUGCAACUUUCAAUUAUUUUGUUUAUUAAUGGUCUGUCCUGAUGUUUUAAUCACUGAACCGAUGUUUUUAUGAGUAAUCAGCAACGGGUGCAUUAAACUGCGAAGGUGAAAGCUCA